This is a messenger RNA of Dufourea novaeangliae, 1671 nucleotides long. It is a transcript of the gene Mrgn1, whose product is annotated as probable E3 ubiquitin-protein ligase MGRN1. The transcript has 9 exons. Gene Ontology annotation, molecular function: ubiquitin protein ligase activity. Gene Ontology annotation, cellular component: cytoplasm. NCBI's taxonomy places the organism in Eukaryota, Metazoa, Arthropoda, Insecta, Hymenoptera, Halictidae. The coding region runs from base 1 to 1671 and encodes 556 amino acids. The record is from RefSeq and is a predicted model, not a curated record. Gene Ontology annotation, biological process: protein ubiquitination.
AUGGGAUCGCUAACAAGUCGACAGAAUGCUGGCGUAGAAGAAGUUGAUAUCGUUUCGAAUCAUGCAUACAAAUAUCCUCCUCGUUCGGGAAACUACUUUGGUAGUCACUUCAUUAUGGGUGGUGAAAGAUUUGAUACAUCUCAACCAGAAGCAUAUCUUUUUGGAGAAAAUGCUGAUUUGAAUUUUCUCGGAAGUCGACCCACACCUUUUCCAUACCCUCCACCACAAGCGAAUGAUCCUACUAAAACAUUGAAAAGUUUAGUCAAUAUAAGAAGAGAAUCAUUGAGAUUGAUUCGUAAUGUUGAUCAGACCUCUGCUUCACCACAGUGUCAUAGUGUAAAAAAUUACAGCGAUGGUGAUAUUGAUAAAAAGCCAAAUCGUUACAACAUUGAAUUCACGUUUGAUUGCGAUGUAAGGUGUGCAAUUACAAUAUAUUAUUUUUGCACAGAAGAGGUCUCAACGAAGGGAGUUGCUUAUAUGCCAAGGGAUCCUUCGAUGAAUUCCGAAACAUAUUAUUAUAAGAAAGGUGCAAAUCAAUUAUUUUCACAAACUUCGCAUGUGUUCGAUCCAACAGCAUACAAUGAAGAGGAUUUGUUGUACAAUCCUGAUAGAGAAAUAAUACCAAUAGCUAUCCAUUGUGUGGCAGAAGAAGGUUCAGAUGAACCAAAACAGUCCCAUACAACAAUUGCAGUUGUUGAAAAACAUUCUGACGGAACCUAUGUAUUAAAGGCACUUAAGCAGAAGCUUUACGUUGAUGGUCUUUGUUAUUUACUUCAAGAAAUAUAUGGUAUCGAGAAUAAAAAUGCUGAAAAUGCGAAGCAACAAGGUAGUGACGAAGAUACGGACGAUAAUGGAUCAGAAUGUGUGAUUUGCAUGUGCGAUGUGCGGGACACUUUAAUUUUACCGUGUAGACAUCUGUGUUUAUGCAAUGGUUGUGCAGAUUCUCUUCGAUACCAAGCUAACAAUUGUCCAAUAUGCCGUGCUCCUUUUAGAGCUCUUCUUCAGAUCAAAGCACUUCAAAAGGCAACAGGAGCUAUCAUAUCAAAUCCUCCUCUACCAGAAGGAAGCUGUGAAAAUAUUCCAUCUGCGUAUGAAGCUGUAUCGUUGAUAGAAGCUUUGAAUGGUCCGUUCAUUCCAAGAACUGCUGCUCUUGCUCCAGAAUCACCGGACACACCUGACACCGACACGACCAGCGCAAUUCAAGCAGCAGAAGCAUUAAAUAGAUCUGUCGAACGUACACCAGUGUCAAAACAUGCGUCUUCGAAAGAAACAGAUACAUCUGCUAGGUCAAGUGGUACUGCAUGUCCUACCCCAGAAUUUCGAAUGUCAGUUUUAUUGGCUAGAGACGAACACUCGGGAUCACAGAAAGACCUUCACAGUCGUUCUCCAGCGAUGAGGAUGAAAACUUCCGGGCACAUACGUGAAAAGUCUUCCUUAAAAUCGCGGGAUACUCUUAGACUUGUUAAUGAAAAGCAACCUGUUUCCCAUUAUGAGGGUCAAGGGCAAGAUGAAGAUAGCGAAGCAGAAAAGCUAUCUCCUUUAUUGAAUGCAGCUACCAGUACGGAAACGCUUGAUACUCACAAUCGUAGAAUAUGUGACGUAGAUAUCGACGACGAAAUUCAGAAUACAGAAAACGAAAAUGAUACUGAUGUUACAUGUCAUUCUCAUUAA